AGUUGAGACUAGUGGGUGUUUUCUCUGGUUGUGGUGCCGUGAGAAGAGGCUAGAGCACAGGCCCGGACAUGGAUAACGUUCGUGGGAAGUGGCCGCAGUGGCUCUCCGGAUGCCUGCGCUCAGCGACCAGCAGCAGCAUUCCAGUGGCACCUGUUUUGUUGGCCCUGGAUGGAGGAAGACGGGCAGAGCAGAGCCGCUGACCAGUGGUGAACAGGGACCUCUGGCUUCCAGCAGGGAGAUUCAGUGCCCAUCUGUCAGCACAGCACAGUCAGGCUUGACUGAAUGAGGUGUGGUGAUUGCCUUCUCCAUGUCCCAGCUCCUUCCUCUGGAAACACAGCCUCUCUGGGGGUUAAUAUCAGAAGAGGUGAUGAACACAGUGCAGGGCUGUUCAAGGAGAGUGUGGCUGGGAGCAGGCAGACUGAGUGGUAUCUGCACCGUCCCCCUGGGGCUGUUAGUGGAGGGACAGACCACAUGCGCGCUUGGGGCCUCAGGCCAGCCUGAGUUCAGCCCUCCGCACCUCGUGCCGGCCCAGCCCUGGCACCACUGAAGCCUGUCCGGCCCUCUGGGCACCGGCCAGGGCCUGGUCCUGGAAGCUGAGCGGUCCCACUACCCAUGAACAAAGCAAGCGACAGAAGCCCCUCGGCACUGGCUCGGGCAGCGCGCAGGAUUAAGGAGCUGCUUUAGGACCCCCAGGAAUCUGGAUUUUCUAGGCUGUCAGAGAGGUCUCUGGCCCCUCCCUGCCUCUCAUCUCUGCAGGCCCCAUGUGGCCUCGGGCUCCAACCGCUGACCGGCCUUCCCCAGGUCUGACACCAUCUCAGCCCGGGCUGCAGAGUACAGCGCCCUCUCUCGCCCCAGCUCCUGGAGAAGCGGGUGGUGGGGGUUCCAGAGUGACCUAGGGGAAGAGAGGGAGAGGAGCAUUCCCAGAAGGAAGGGGUCCCGAGCAGAAGCAAGCCACAGGCCCCCAGAUGCACCCCUGAACCUGUCGGAAAAGAAAAGCCAGUGCAUGUCCCGUGAGGAAGCUGUCGUCGUAGCCUCUGAACAAGAAAGCUCCCUCCGGGCACCUGGUUGUAGAAGCGACACGUGCGUGAUAGGAAACUGGGACACGUGGGAACAUCUGGAGAAAAAACCUUUCGCCACCUGCGUCCUGGGGUGUGGUUGUCGGCCUCAUCUGCACCAUCGGAAAACAAACUCAGUAUGCAAUUUAUGAUCUGCUUUGGGGCUUAAAGACAAAACAGGCUUUCUCCGUGUUUUACAAGAUCAUCAAUGACUGCUGUUUGUCAAGAUUUCACUUUUUGAGAAAACUUUUGACAAAGCCCGUUUUCCCUAUUAUAUAAACAGAAUAUGUCAUAGAAAAUUUGGGAAAUGGGGAAAAGUAGAAAGAAAUCACACUAGUUCACACCACAUGGCAGAAAUGUACCUUUUAGUUUUUUUAUAUCUAUACAGAUUUCUUCCCCGAAUCUUUUUAGAAUGGAUUGCAUCCAUUAUGUCUCUUGGUACCGUAACCCUUUAGUGUGUAUUUCCUAUAUUCAACGACAUUCUCUUACAAAACCACAGUGCAGGUACCAAAUCCAGGUAAUUGGACAUUGAUACAAUGCUCAGCAAAGCAAGCCUUCUCGUUGUGCUCGUGGCAUUUUCCCUCCAACCCAGCAUCCAUUCUGGGAUCCUAGCCUGCCUGUGGUCACUGUGUCUCCUGAGGAAUCUAUAGUGUGGAGCAGUUCUUUAGCCUUUCUUUUCUCCUGAGAUGAUUUAUUACUUGCAAGGGGAAAAUGGUGCCCACAUGGUCAAAAAACCAGAGGACACUGACCGUGUGAUCAAAAUGGUCACUAGCCAGUGAAGAGCCCGCGGACACCAUGUCCCUCCACGUGACGCCCAGAGGACACGUGGUUGCAGGAUUCCAGCUGGAGAGGUGCGACCUGUGUCCAGUGAUGCGGAAAGGGAAGGGAAUGGGCAAAGCUCAGAGGGAGGCGAGAACGAGCCUGGCGUGUUCAGGGAGCGGUGACUGGUUUCACAGUUGGGGGGAGCUGGAGGAAGAGGUGACACUGGACAGGUGGGUGGAAGCUGAUGGAGGUAAGGCCUGCUGCCAUCCGGGCACUGGGCCACCAUCAAAGGCCCAGCCCAGCUGUGAGGGUGCCAGUCUGCACCCGUGCUUCUGUCUGGGCUAAGAACCCGGGGUGGGUGCCAGAGCAGCAGACUUCCGUAGAAGGAGAAUCUUGCGGAGGGACAUUGUCAGGGAGCAGGGAGUCAUUUCAAGGGCUCUCUGGGCUGUGGGGUUUCUGGAAGCAGGUUAGAAUGAGGUGGCUGAGGAGAGACCACAGGAGUCAUCUACAGGAAAGUGCCCAGAGCACGGAGAGACAACUCAGUGAUGGGCUGGGGACAGGACAUUCGUCGCCUAAGCCCCACGACACGUGUUUAAGGCAGACGCUGUGAAGGUUCCUCAGCCGGGAUUAAACACAAGAGUACCCACUCUGCAGAGGACCCCAAGGCCACCGUUCCUGUGGGAAGCCUGCAGCCCCACGUCACGUGUGGAGCCCAGAGAACUCCCGACCUUGGGAACUGAAUCCUGCCCACAGCCACGUGAGACCCCAGGGGAGACCCCAGUCGUGGCCAACACCUUGCCUGCAGCCUAGGAGAGACCCCAGCCCAGGACCGGCCAGGCUGUGCCCGGACUCGUGCAACACAAGGAAGCCGUGAGAUCAUAAACGCAUGAUGCUUCAAGCCCUUAAGUGUGUGGUCACUGAAAACCAUCGGUGAGGGAAACCCGGAGAAUGUGGCGCAGCGGCCCGACGCGCGGGAGGAAGGGGAUUUCUGCGCUGCCCCCGGCUUAGGAGGGGGCUCCACCUGCGGAGGACCAGACGCUGUGAGGCUCUGGCGCCCAGGCCGGGCAGGCUCGGGGCGCCCUCCCCUCCCCGCUUUCUCCACGGGCGCUGACUUCAUGCGUCCGUGCAUUCGCUCAUUCCGCAGUCAGCAAGGUCACCUAACCCGGCUUACUCCCCGGACCUCAGGCCUGGACCUGGUGGAGGCCACGCGGCCCGGGGCGGGGGUCCGGGAGGCGUCCCAGAGGUGCGGGGAGUGAAGCCCUGCAGGGGCGGGAGCGGUCGGUGUGAAGGUGGCCGGACAGCAACCGAGGGUCUUGCACGCGAAGCUAGGAAAUCCGCGCAUAGCUCGCGAAGGCAGGCCCACCCCCACCCCCACCCCGCGGCCUCCAGGGCAGCUGAGUGCGGGUCCUCCGGCGCCCUAGAACGUCACCGGAAGUGCCCGAGCCGCCCGGGAGAGGGAGGCGGCGCUUCCGGCGGGCGGCGGGGGCUCCGGGCAGGUGUCCUACUACUGGUGUUUCUGCGGCAAGCAGCAAGCAGAGCCCCAGCCUGAGUCCACAGAACGCCCCAGAGAGGCGACCCUGAUGGACACGUGCACAGCUUUCCUAGCACAGGCACCGAGUGGCGGCCCGGCUUCCUGCUACGCUGCUUUGGUGGCUGAGCAAGGGGCUCAGAGCCCAGGGCUGAUGCUACGACAGGCAACCUUAGAAGAAGGGGGGCGCCGUGGACAGGCUGUGCCAGGACUGUUACGGGGGCCUCCCCGGACACUGCGGUUUCCAGACCCUUGUGGGAAUGAGGAAGCUAGAGAGAGGCCCAAAGGUUCCCCUCGGGGACCAGUUGUUUAUGAGGAAACUGGAGGGCAGAAUGGCCAUGAGGACAGUGUGUCCGGGUCAGAGGUCACCCUGAAUGCAGCCUCCACAGCCGAUAGGAGAGGCCACUGGAAAGGACGGCCUUACCGAUGCAGCACCUGCGACAGGAGCUUCAAAUGCUAUUCAGAUGUGGUGAAACACCAGAGCAUUCACUCUGGGGAGAAACCCUACGAGUGCAGCGACUGUGGGAAGGCCUUCAUCCACAGCUCCCACGUCGUCAGGCACCAGCGCAUUCACAACGGGGAGAGGCCUUACGUUUGUAAGGAGUGUGGGAAGGCCUUCAGCCAGAGCUUCAACCUCAUCAGACACCAGAGAAUCCACACGGGAGAGAAGCCCUACGAAUGUGCUGAGUGUGGCAGGUCCUUCAGUCAGAGGUCAGAUGCCAUUAAGCACCAGAGAAUUCACACUGGCGAGCGGCUGUAUGAGUGCAGCGAGUGCGGGAAAACCUUCAUCCAUAGCUCAAAUGUCGUCCGGCACCAGAGAAUUCACCACGGAGAGAAUCCUUACGAAUGCAAAGAGUGUGGGAAAGCCUUCAGCCAGAGCUCCAACCUCAUUCAGCACCAGCGGGUCCACACUGGGGAGAAGCCCUACGCCUGCCAGGAGUGUGGGCGCGCCUUCAGCCGCAGCUCCUUCCUCAGUGAGCACCGGCGCAUCCACACCGGGGAGAAGCCCUACGAGUGCGGCGAGUGUGGCCGCGCCUUCAGGGCCCUGUCGGGCUUCUUCCGGCACCAGAGGAUCCACACUGGGGAGAAGCCUUUCCACUGUGCCAGGUGUGGCAGGGCCUUCCGCCUGAGCUUUCAUCUUAUCCAGCACCAGCGAGUUCACGGCACGGAGUGAGCCUGUUGGGGGGUGAACAUGGAGUGGAAAAUUGAGUAAAGAAGAUUGGAGUGUGGGUACAACACCCUUCACUUUUUGCCCGCUCCCCCAGCUUUGUGUACUUUGCCCCACAGGAAGAGGAUAAAACUGUCUUGCUGGUCUCCAAGCCUGCCCGUGGAGGCCUGCAGUUUGUCUGCCGCCGCCUUGCCAGGAGCACUGGAAAGGAAAGAGGAGCCUUGGGGAAGGAGACGUGAUGGCAACGUGUGCCUCGGAAGUUAAUUUAUUUCAUUUUCACAGCACUGGGUUUUUUCCUGAAGUAUAAUUUACAUAUAGUGGAACACAUAAAUCUUAAGUGUUUGGUUUUAUGAGUUUCAACAGUACAAUGUGCUUUGACCUUUACAACCACCACACUCUGAAGAUGUAGACUAUUUCCAUCACCCCAGAAAGUCUCCUUAUGCCCCUUCAAGUCAGCCCCUCAUCCUGAGAGGCAACCAGUGAUCUCGUUUCUGUCACUAUAGUUUUGCUUGUUCUAGAACGUUAUAUAAAUAGUGAUAUAAUUUA
Orcinus orca (killer whale) is the source of this 5059-nucleotide messenger RNA. It is a transcript of the gene ZNF696, whose product is annotated as zinc finger protein 696. Bases 3398 to 4519 code for a protein of 373 amino acids. The transcript is spliced from 4 exons. Gene Ontology annotation, molecular function: DNA-binding transcription repressor activity, RNA polymerase II-specific. Gene Ontology annotation, biological process: negative regulation of transcription by RNA polymerase II. NCBI's taxonomy places the organism in Eukaryota, Metazoa, Chordata, Mammalia, Artiodactyla, Delphinidae. The record is from RefSeq and is a predicted model, not a curated record.